Molecule: messenger RNA, 3006 nt
Organism: Lottia gigantea (owl limpet)
Lineage: Eukaryota; Metazoa; Mollusca; Gastropoda; Lottiidae
Exons: 21
Coding region: 1-2454 (817 amino acids)
Source: RefSeq, a predicted model, not a curated record
AUGGCUGGAUCACCAAAACGCCUACCAAUCUAUUCUAUUUUACAGAUAUACUUGGUUUCAAUCCUGUGUCUACAAUAUGUUGUGGCAGAUGAUUAUUGCAAAGCUACGCCGAAUGCAACUCCAGGACCACAAGAUCCACCAUUACCAACUCUACCCAAAUCGUUUCAAACUCGAAUAGAAGCUAAUAUAAUUGAUCGACAUUACACCAUGGCAGCCGUGGAAUAUGUCGAUGAUGAUAACAACAGAGCGGCUCUUAAAAUGUGGAAAAAUGGGGUCGAAACCGAUGUCUUCUUCGAUUAUGAUAACAAUCAACUGUUUUCAAUCGUUGACAAUAUGUGUGUAGUUACCAAUUUAAGUAGUGAUCCUAAUACAGUGAUAUUUGGAGGUGGAGACACUCCACCUGGUGGUAUACCCCAUGUCUAUACAACUGCUGGGGUACUUCAUUUUGCUAAACAAUUCGGCGAGGUAUAUCAAGGAAAGGCUACUAUAAGAGGUCAACAGGCUAAUCAAUGGCGCUCCUGUUUAUUUUGGCCUAAUGUGAAUGCUAACUUUACAGUGGAUUACUACUUUUCUGAUCCAUCAUGGAACACUUCAUCAACAAUGACUGCCGUGCCAUUGAGAGCUGACGUUAAUGGUGUUUAUGUGAUAGCCCAAAUUGAACCCGUGUCAUUUCAUCACGUAUAUGAUUUUAUUGAUUUUAGACCAACUGUACCUGAUGACCCAAGUUUAUUUGAGACACCUCCUGGGGUAUCAUGUGGGGGUCGUAAGAAAGUUCGUGAUAUGCCUAAAUUAAAGAAUAGUUAUUAUUAUCGAGAAGAAAUUAUUUCUGAAGACAGUCAGUCAAUCACACAAGCAGAUGUAUGGUAUAACUAUGAUUGGAAAUUGGUCAGAUAUGAUAAAAGAGCUCAGAUAGCUCAGGCACCAUAUUGGAAUUUGAACCCUAUAACUGAAAUACAUGACUAUAAUACAGGUGUGGCCUAUGCUAUGGAUAACGUGAUAAAGAACUGCACUAUAAUGCCCAUUGAGAAUGCCACAUGGGAUUCAACAUUUAACGGAUCAACAAAUUAUAUAUAUUUGAGAAAUCCACAAUCCUUAUUCUUCUUGGACAGUUCUUAUUCUUAUUCUGGGCAGAGAAAAGCACGUGGAAUUGAUUGUGAUGUAUUUACUUCUACUCGAACAGAUUUUGACAAUUCACCAACAGUAUUUGAGAUGUACUUUUUAUCGGACACCUGGUAUGCCAGUGACAAUAAAGGUUUGGAUCAAACGACAAUAGAUAUACCAAUACGACUUACUGUCACCGCAGCCAAUGAUGAGGCGUAUCCUACUAUUUAUGAAUUGUAUGAUUUUGAUCAAGAAAUUCCAGAUAUUCAAACAGCUUACGAUGUUUCUAGAUGUUAUUCAGAUAUGGAUAAGAUAGAUUUUAGAAUAACGUUUCCAACUACUGCAGGAGAACUACUGAAUGAAUUUAGAGCAAUAUUUAUAGAUAAGUCUAUACAGUUAAUAUCAUCACUAGCGGGUACCCUGUCACUGGUCAGAAUAACUAAAGCCGAAGUACAUUGGAAUGAUAAUAAUGUAUAUUUGAUAGCUACGUUAUUGGAUAAAGCACCACCAAUAGCUAAAUUCCGAAAACAAGCUGGUAAAAUCUAUCAGUAUAAAAACGCCAUGCAAUUACAAGGGGUACAAGAUCCCGCCUCUUGUGCUGAACAGUGUGAUUCGUCAGACCAGUUCACUUGUAAUAGUUUUGACAUUUGUGCUGGAAAACAAAUCUGUAGUUUAAGUCAAGAUUAUGCUUCUGAUGGAUCUAAACUGGGUGAUAGUUUAGAAUGUGAUCAUUAUACCAGAGUCUUAAAUACUCGAGUUGAUCAAGAAAUCGCUUUGAAUGAUGCCUGGAUUAUUUUGACAGAUCAGGUCGUUAAAGGAACCUUUCAAUUUACUAUUUUAUUAGAUGAUAAUACUAAACAAGUUUUUAAAGCCUCUGACAUUACAUCUGAUAUUUUAAGAAAUCCAAACAGGCAAGCAUCAAAAACGGCUUUACAACAUUUUACCGGAAGUGCAAAUAAGGAAGUCAAGGGUUUCGACGAUUUGAUUUUAACGGGGAUGUCUGUAGACGAUUGUGCUAAUGAAUGUUUAGGAGAGGUUAUAUUUACAUGUCAAUCAUUUGAAUAUUGUUAUGAUACCGGAUAUUGCGUCAUGAGUCAACAACAUCCUGAUGAAAGACCUGAUCUGAUACAAGCCAGUGAUCACUGUGACCUGUAUACAAGACAAUACACGGCCAAAUUUACAGAAACACCAGGAGUGACAGUGCUCUCAGCUUCGGAUACCAUCUAUCAAAAUAUUUUUACUGAUAAUCAAUGUGCUAAACUAUGUGUCGAUUAUUCAGAAUUUGAUUGUAAAUCAUUUGAUUAUUGUCCCAAUAUAAAUACAUGUUUCCUUGGUAAAAAAACAUGUAUUUGAUGUACCAAAAUCACAGAUUAAUAAAGAUGUUAGAUGCAAUCAUUAUUCAAGAAAUUAUGCCGAUGACUUUAAAGUCAAAGCUAAUAAACAGAUAUCAUUGCGUGAUAAUAGAGUUAUAGAAGGUAUAAGUGCUGAACAAUGUGCUAAAUUGUGUGUUGAGGAAGAAUCAUUCUCAUGUGCAAGUUUUGAUUAUUGUAGUAAUAUGACUAAAUGUAGAUUAAGCGAUGCUGCAAUGUCAGAUGUAGGCCAAGUGACGGUCGAAACUUCAGCAUAUUGUGCUGUUUAUCAACGAAUGUAUUUCCCAGAUGGAUCAUUAUACACAAAUACUAAAUCUUCGGGUUAUUCUGCUGGUGCUAUGGGCGGACUUGGAUUUGCUAUGUUAGUAGUUGGUGCUGUACUUGCAAUUGCAAUAUAUUUCGGAAUCGGGAAAAUGCGAGGAAAGAGUUUCGAUUCUAUGACCAUUUCAUUUAAAAAUAUGGAAAACAGUGAUUAGUUUGUUUGUAUUGUCGUGAUAAUGAAUCUUUUACUUUUGUAAAUAAAAUGUUUGAAUAG